CUAUCUUUUGAAUCGUGUUUCUUCUUUAUUGGUCGCAGAUUUAGUAAGGAAGGGUGAGGCGCGAGGUGUGUGGCUACUUUUGGUUCACCGGUCUUGUACCCCGCUGGUGGCGUUCGGACGGCUGAGUCUCAGCCUGAUCAAUGACUGAUAGCAGAAUCUUGAAAAGGCCAGAUUUUUCUCAUUUGAUUUCAUUUCUACAGAUAAUCUUUUCUGGGAGAUUUUGCUAUUCAUUGUAAAUUACUAUCUUCUAUAUCACUAUCGUCUAUCAGCAUAAUGGCGGAUGCAACAGUUAUGCUUGAUUACGGGCAUUCAGAGGACACACACCUUGAUUAUUUAGAGGAAAAAUGCCCUCCCACUCUGCCCGAGCUUCUCGAGAUCAUGACAAUUCAGCGUCCAGGCGAAUCGGGCCAAGACACUGAUCCUGGUGACGAUAUUGCGGUAGCCCGGGGUAUGAAAGCGGAACAACUGAAUCUCUACGAAGGACACCCAAAAUGUUCAUGUUGCAUCAAUUGGGUGGAAGAAUUCCCUGAUGAUAUACAAGAGAAGAUCGAGGCAGCGAAGGGCACUGAGCAGUUCGCCAUCCUGCUGCGCAACCGGAAGUGUCACAAAAAAGGCGCAACUCGCGCACUUGAACUUGAUUCGAUCCUCGUCAAUUCGCCUUUGAUCAAAAAAAUACUCGAUGAAAAGGUAUUCCGAGAUUACCGUGGUGUUACCGCAACUCUAGAGAAGCUGGAGUUUUCUUCUCCAUUCGCACCGUUUCUGCAUCGGUGGGCCGCGUUCCAAGAUGCAUACUACCAGGAGGAAAAUGAGGAAGCGAAAAGUCAUUUGAAGCUGCUGUAUGAUGCCAUCUCCAAGGACAUUAAAGACGUUCUGGAUAGCUUGAAGGACAUGUUGUCCAAGGAUGUAAUCACCUACGACCUGCUCUGGACUAUUUUCAAACCUGGAGACAUCAUUCAUGUUCCCAAACACGAGAGCUUGUAUCUGCUCAAAUCAGCUUCCUACGGGCAAGGCAGCUUCAAUCUACAAUUGGAGUAUGUGUCCUGGAAUGGCGAAAGUUUCGGUUACGAUGAACGAACAUUGCAAAUCGAUAGCAUGGAGGGCACCGUACCAAUACAGGAUCUGCCCAUGUUUCCAUUUCAAUUCGCAAACGAUCCAGAUUCGAUCAAAACUACGUGCAAACUGAGAGGGCAAAGAUUUGUUGAACUCCGAGGCGUUCAUGCUAAAGUACUCAAACGCUCCGGCGCAAGCGAGGUAGAGGCUCUCGGGACGAAGUCCAUAAAACCCCCAAGAUCGCGAGAACGAGUCAUGAUAGAUGCUCAAACUUACUACGAACAUUGCGUUUUCGAAUACAAGCCGAGCUUACGUCCACUUGAUCGAGAUAGCGAUGACCCGAGACCGGUAUGGGAUCUGACCGACGAUGAGCUUUUACUGUGUUCCAGAAUUGUGCGAGGGUUCUCUUUCAAGUCAAAGCAAUGGAUGGCCUUUGCCAUUGACUGGAUCGAAGACAUUACCUGGAACGACGGCAUAUUCGAGAACCUCGUACUCCCUUAUGAUCAAAAGGAUCUCCUUCUAGGCUUUGUACAAUGCCAUCACGGAAUGGAGGAGGACUUUGACGAUUUUGUAGAAGGAAAAGGACGUUCGUUGAUCUUCCUACUAUCUGGAGCUCCGGGUGUGGGAAAAACGCUAACGGCAGAAGGAGUCGCAGAGAAGCUGCACUCACCACUUUACUCCAUUAGCGCAGGCGAGCUUGGUGUAGACGUUGAUACAGUGGAGAGGAAACUACAAGUCGCUCUCGAUGUUGCUAAGCGGUGGGAAGCAGUUCUACUGCUUGACGAGGCCGACAUAUUCCUCGAGCAACGCACUAUCCACGAUCUUCAGCGUAACCGUCUGGUUUCUGUAUUCCUUCGCCAGCUAGAGUACUACGAAGGUUGUCUGUUCCUCACCACAAAUCGAUACCAGGAAAUUGACCGUGCUUUUCAAUCGCGCAUCGAUAUGCAUCUUGAGUAUCCAGAUCUCGAUGAAAGCAGUCGCUUGGCUAUAUGGAAAAAUUUCUUCGCCAUCUCCAAGCGCAAAGUAGAAAUCAGUGAGACCGAACUGCAGGAUUUGUCAAAAGCUAGGAUGAACGGACGGCAAAUCAAAAGCGUCGUCAAACAGGCGCAGUUGUUGGCGGCCAGAUCCAAGAGUGAUACGCUUUAUAUGGAGCAUGUGCAGAGGAUACUGCGGAUAACAAAGCUAGAUACAUAG
This is a messenger RNA of Periconia digitata, 2244 nucleotides long. Lineage: Eukaryota; Fungi; Ascomycota; Dothideomycetes; Pleosporales; Periconiaceae. The record is from the annotation of a GenBank genome assembly.